GACCAGACUCGCAAGCCAUUAUUAAGCAAGAAGGGGAAGAAAGCUUGCAGGAGGAGGAAGGAAUGGAGCUGGAUGAGCAGGCAUUCUUGGAGGAGCUCUUCUCCGUGAGGAGGGACCAGGCCGGUGCGUGGGGGGAGUGCAAUGCCAUGGGGGACUUCUUCUCCCCGGCCUGCGGUGGGCCCGGCGGCGGGGGAGCCGCCGCCAUGGCUGACUGCUUCCAGGAGCGGCACCAGGCCACCGUCAGCGUCCUGCCGACCUUCACUGCCUCCUACGACCACGCUCCGCACCACCAGCAGCAGCAGCAAGCGCCGGGGCCGGGCUUCGACUGCCUCAGCGAGGUCUACGGCGGCGGCGUCGUCGUCCCCUUCAAUGCCGUCGGGUACGGCGGCGGCGAGAUGGGGUUCCUCGACGCGCUGGAGUCCAAGGCGGCGGACGGCGGGCUCGGCGCCUGCAAGGUGGAGCCCGGGCUGCUGGCGGCGGCGGGGGCGGACGGGUUCGGGAUGCCGGCGGCGGCGGCCCCCGCGUCGAGGAAGAAGCGGGUGGAGGGCAUGCCGUCCAAGAACCUCAUGGCCGAGCGCCGCCGCCGCAAGCGCCUCAACGACCGCCUCUCCAUGCUCCGCUCCGUCGUGCCCAAGAUCAGCAAGAUGGACAGGACGUCGAUCCUGGGGGACACCAUCGACUACAUGAAGGAGCUGCUGGAGCGGAUCCGGCGGCUGCAGGAGGAGCUGGAGGAGCAGCAGCCGGAGCUGGGGGAGGCGCCGGCGCCGGCGCUGCUGAGCGUGUUCCGGGAGCUCAACCCGAGCGAGAUGCUGGCGAGGAACACGCCCAAGUUCGAGGUGGAGCGCAAGGAAGGAGACACCCGGGUGGAGAUCUACUGCGCCGCCAAGCCGGGGCUGCUGCUGUCGACGGUGAACACCCUCGACGUGCUGGGGCUCGACAUCCAGCAGUGCGUCGUCAGCUGCUUCAGCGACUUCGCCAUGCACGCUUCCUGCUCCGAGAUGCAGCGGGAGAUGCUCAGCGCCGACGCCAUCAAGCAGCAGCUCUUCAAGAACGCCGGCUACGGAGGCGGCUGCUUGUAGACCAAGAUGCAGUUUAAGCAGCAGCAGCAGGAACAAUGAUGAUAAUAAAGUAGCAGUAGCAGUAGGGUUAGCACUAGCAGCAGCAGCAGUAGCGAGAAAGGAUCGACCUUUUUAGCAAAUCAUAACAAUGUCGCCGUGAUCAAGACUCUCUUCCUCUCCUGUUAACAAAGAUCGGCGCCUUUCUGAUGAA
Lolium rigidum is the source of this 1269-nucleotide messenger RNA. Its product is annotated as transcription factor BHLH3-like. Gene Ontology annotation, cellular component: nucleus. Gene Ontology annotation, biological process: regulation of DNA-templated transcription. The record is from RefSeq and is a predicted model, not a curated record. NCBI's taxonomy places the organism in Eukaryota, Viridiplantae, Streptophyta, Magnoliopsida, Poales, Poaceae. The coding region runs from base 63 to 1079 and encodes 338 amino acids. The transcript is spliced from 3 exons. Gene Ontology annotation, molecular function: DNA-binding transcription factor activity; protein dimerization activity; sequence-specific DNA binding.